Messenger RNA from Oncorhynchus mykiss (rainbow trout), 2363 nucleotides. RefSeq names its product ras association domain-containing protein 7. Gene Ontology annotation, biological process: signal transduction. The record is from RefSeq and is a predicted model, not a curated record. Lineage: Eukaryota; Metazoa; Chordata; Actinopteri; Salmoniformes; Salmonidae.
CUGACGUUGUUUUGACAAAAGCUGGACCCCUUCGAGCCAUGACCCGGGAGGAGGGCUGAACAUGUAGAUAGGACUCGGAUAAUGUUAAAGGCAUGAGACAGGUACGAUAAAUAGCUCAAACGUUAUGAGAUCAUCAAAAUCAGGAAAAAAACGUUUUUCUUACAUGUCCGCCAAAUCAUUGGAUACUGCCUCUUUAAGAUGUCAAUCAGACUGUUGUUUACAGUGGCGUGAGCAGGACUGAUGCAUGUGCAGAAUAUUUGUAGAGAGUCGCUGACAGGGACAGUGGAGAGUAGAUUCAACUGCACCAUGCGCUCUGGCAAGACAACCGGAGUAGAAUACACCUGAAAUAAGAGACGAGGACCUCUGUCGUUUUACACCGAAUUGCUAUAAGCCGCCACCUUGUCUGACUCGGACCCCCGCUGGACUUUACACACUCACUCCCUCUUGCGCUGGGACUACACUUCCUGAUCCCUCUCUCCAGAGCCCGGAGGAGCGAGUGGAAUCUACCCGAGAGAAGGAGAGCGAGAGAGAGAGCGCUGUUAAAGAAGACAUUUCCACACCUGAGAGGAGUCAGUAGUACCCUGCAGUGCUGAACUGAGCCGAACCGAGCCAAGCGGAUCUGAACUGAAGUCCUCAUUGCAUUUCUUAGCAUCGCGUCUCAGAUGGAACUGAAGGUGUGGGUGGACGGUGUGGUGCGUGUGGUCUGUGGCCUAUCAGAGGAGACUUCCUGCCAGGAUGUGGUCAUCGCACUGGCUCAGGCCAUUGGUCAGACGGGUCGCUACGUGCUGAUCCAGAGACUGAGAGAUUCAGAGAGGCAGCUGUUAGCCAACGAAAGGCCCCUGGAGUCCCUGGCCAAGUUGGGCCAGCACGGCAACGACGUCCAGUUCUUCCUGCGCCGCACCGGCCCCAGCAGCAGCGAUGGACCAGGGUCUGGCUCUGGCUCCACCCAGGACCGGGUCGCCCCUCUUUCCAUGCCCAAACACCCCGAACCAGAGCCCCUCAAACGCACCCAGCCCAAGAAGUCCCUCACCUUUAACCUGGGGCCCUCCACCUCCCCCAAAAGCAAAGCCAAGCAGCUCAUUAGGAAGUCUCCCUGCGACUCCCCCAAAGAGAGGUUCUCACCCAGCCCCAUUCCUCCCCACCAUGCUACCUCCCCCUCCCCACACUCCCACUCCCCCUCUCCCUCCCCCCACUCUCCCUCCCCUCUCGUGGGCCCGUCCAAAGAGGAGGUUUUCCGGCAGAUUCUUCAGCAGCAGGAGAAGCUGAGGGCCUUUGAGGCCCAGCUGGAGGCCAUGGAGAGAGACUCUCGGUCCAGGAACAGGGCCUCCCCGGCCUCCUCUCCUUCCCCUGUCCCAGAGGCUCGCCUCCAGGAGGAGAUGGAGGCUCUGGAGCAGGCAGCCAGGAGGAACCAGGCCGAGCUGGCCCACGAGACAUUCUGGGAGGAAGAGCUGCAGGCAGAGGUGGAAAGGGAGAGGGGGAUGAGGAGGAGGCUGGGGGAGCUCCAUGCCAAGAUGGACGACUGCGGCCGGCGACUCCACGACUUCUCGUCUCGCUCCGCCCAGCUGGAGCAGGCGAUCAAACGGGAGAACCUUGGGGGUGGUGCCCAUGCUGGGAGGGCCAAUCAGGCGGGGGGUGAGGAGUCGCUAGGGGCGAUGAGGGCGGAGCUACAGAGCCAGGGGAGGCACAGCGAGGAGCUGGAGGGGGAGUUAUCGGAGACGGACAGUGCUCUGGGGAAGGCUGAGUCACUGCUGCAGGAGAAGCAGGAGGAGUUGGAGGAGCUGAACAAGGAGUUGAGGCAGUGUAACUUGCAGCAGUUCAUCCAGCAGGCGGGAGUCCUGCCGACACACACACAUUCACGCACAGACCUCAGCGACCAGCUGGACCAGCUAGAACUGGCUCAUAUGCUACAGGAAAGAUACAGAAACGGAGGCCUGGGCCUGCUCCCCUCAGAGUCGCCACCCCGGCCCACAGCCAAGCAGUUCCUGGGACACCCCCGCAACCUGCAGAACCCGCUGGUGUCCAGCCUCCACCCAGAGGUCGUGACAUCCAGAGAGUCGUCAUGGAGAUAAAACCAGGAACGGCUAGGCCAAGGAGUUGUUCACUGUUUACUUAAUGUCACCAACACAUAUUCUAUUUAACCCCUGUCUGUCUUUAUACCUACAGUCUGUUAUUAUUAUUACCACAUAUACUAUAUACAUACUGUGUAUAUACUAGCACAUAAAUAUAUUUAUAGCAUUUUGCUACUGUACACUGCAAAGUACCUAUGUAUGAAAUGUAAAAUGAUUUAGGAAAACCUUUACCUGGAGAAUUAUUACUUUGUUUGUGUAUUUAAAUAUAAUAAAAUAUUGUGCACUGUGUGUUAG